Molecule: messenger RNA, 765 nt
Organism: Mucor velutinosus
Lineage: Eukaryota; Fungi; Mucoromycota; Mucoromycetes; Mucorales; Mucoraceae
Exons: 5
Coding region: 1-765 (254 amino acids)
Molecular function (GO): oxidoreductase activity, acting on the CH-OH group of donors, NAD or NADP as acceptor
Source: RefSeq, a predicted model, not a curated record
AUGAGUAGCAGUUUGUUUUCUCUUUCUAGCAAGGUAGCAGCUAUUUCCGGCUGUACGCGAGGUAUCGGCCGUGAUAUGGCUAUAGCAUUAGCAGAAGCUGGCGCCGAUGUCUGUUUGUUACAGCGAAAUACACAAGACUUCAGUGUAUAUAACGAGAUUGUUGCUUUGGGCCGUCAAUGCCAUAUCGUUCCUUUGGAUGUCAAUGACCAAGCCAGCGUUAAAAAGUGUAUUCCCUUAGUCCUCGAGAAAUUCGAUGGUAGAUUGGACAUUUUGGUAAAUAAUGCAGGCAUCACCAAGCGAAACCCUGCUGUCGACUUUUUGGAAGACGAUUGGGAUUCUGUUAUUCAAUGCGACCUGAAGUCUGUAUUUACCUUGGCCCAAGCUGCGGGCAAGCAUAUGGUGGCACAAAAGUCUGGUAAGAUCAUCAACACUGCUAGUUUAAUGAGUUAUCAAGGCGGCAUCCAUAUUGUUGCCUAUGCAGCAGCCAAAGGCGGCGUUGCUACAUUGACCAAAGCACUGGCAAAUGAAUGGGCACAACACAAUGUCAAUGUCAAUGCCAUUGCACCAGGUUACAUUGCUACUGACAUGACAAGUGCACUGAGAAACGAUGAAACUCGCAAUCGCGAUCUUUUGGCUCGUAUUCCAGCACAGCGUUAUGGAACGCCUCAAGAUCUGAAAGGUCCUCUAGUAUUCUUGGCCAGUCAGGCUAGUAAUUACGUUAACGGAGAACUGCUUGUUGUUGACGGUGGCUGGAUGGGCCGAUAA